UGACGUCUAUUGCCUGCGACGACUGCUUGAGAACACACCACAGACAUUUCCAUGUGAGAAAAUUGGGUCUAAUGUAGGGUGGUGACACAGGCCACUUUCCUUUCCCACCUGUGGCUCCUGUCCCAUCUCCGAGCUGAUGGCCUGCCGUCUCCUGGGCAGAUGUGGCCGCCUGCUCUGCAGGAAGUCUCAGGCUCCAGCAGCCGUUACAGCCCGCCUGCUUCCGUCGGUGGCUGCACCUCCAGAGGCAACGCGAGCUAAGGGCUGGCCAUGGAUCACAGAGAGGUCAAUGUGUGAAGGAAGGACAAUUACCAAAGACGACCCAUUUCUGUCCAUGCCUACACGCACCCAGCUGGAUGAUGUGGUGGAAAAGGCAACAGAGCCGGAGGAAGUAUUGUCAGCGUGGGAAGAGUACGGAGGAAAUGGUAAUCAAGCUGCUACUGCCCUCAUGAAGUGGACUCAGUUGGUGGUGAAGACAAAAGGCAAGUUUAGAGGACAACAGCCGGAGCUGUUGAUGGAUCCAAGGCUCCUGGAUAUGAUGAAUACCAUAUCUUAUCAGGUGGCUUUGGUGUGGAAUAACAAUCUCGUGACUGUUUUACGGACUCUUUGGAUUAUGGGUGUUCCGUCCACCAAUCCAGUACUGGGUUCUGUCCAGACAGAAGUCCUGUGGAGGGUCCGCAGGCUGGCAUACAAGCAGCUGGGCCACCUAGUAGACUGGGGAGCAACCAGGAAACUACCUCAGGAUGUGGCAAUAGUGAAAUCUGCAUUAAAACAACUGGAGCUGCGCUGGACUGAAAUAGCUGAGGCUAGAACUGUCAGUGCAUUGAUCUCCAAAGGAGAUCACAUGUCGCCUACCUUGAUGGACAGACUCGAAGACAAGGCCUUGGAGCUUGCUGAGAGCUUUUCAGCUGAAGACAUUCGCAAAGUCUUUGUAUCUCUGGCAGCUCAGAGACGCAGAAGUGUCCCGCUGCUCAGAGCUCUGUCCUACCACCUCCUCCAGAAGCCCUCAGCUGAGUUCACCACACCACUCAUGAUGGACAUGGCUUUUGCAUAUGGGAAGCUCAAUUUCAACCAUUCACAGGUUUUUCAAAGAAUAGCCAGUGAACUGUUGCCCAGAGUCCCUGAGCUCAGUGCUGCUGAUGUCACACGCUGCGCCAAGUCACUGGGCUUCCUCAAAUGGCUCCACAUCCCUCUGUUUGAGGCCUUUGCUGAGCAUUACACAGCGAACAGUCACAAGUACAGCACCCUCCAGCUCUGCAAUCUGCUAAUGACUUUUGCCAGAUUGGACUUCCAGCCCAGCAAAAGUGAGGAGUUUUAUAGCAAGGCUCACGUUGUGUUGGAGAAAUCUCUUGCCGGCCUGGAGCCUUUUCUGCAGACAGACGUGGUUUGGUCUUUAUGUGUGCUACAACAGGCCAAGCCUCAAUAUUUCCCCCUCGUUAUUCAGCAAACACAUGUUGCCAAACUGGCGGUGGGAACGCCAGUUCGAGUGGAGAACUAUAAACUGAAACUGUUGCAUAUUGCUGCAACUCUUCAGUUGGAUCCAGGCUCCUCAGAUGCUGCCUCCUUUCCCAGUGUCCUGUCUGUCCCAGCCAGCAGCUCCUCCCCGUCUGCCCUGCAGAGCAGUGUAAGAGAAACGUUACAAAGUUUGGUGGGAGGGAAGACUGAGGCCCUUCGCACUGGUGUUGAAACAGUUUAUGGAUGGACUAUUGAUGGUGAGAUUGUGGUGGAUUGUGAUAAUAAACCUAUUGACCUGUCAGUGCUGAAAGCCCCUCAUUUACCAGGCGGAGGAGGUGAUCAGGAUUUGCCCGUGGGGGCACGGAGGCUGGCUUUCCUGGGUUGGGAAUUUCCCAAUUUUGGCUCCAAAGGUAGAGAACUUCUGGGACGUUUUGUCAUGUUGAAGCGACAUCUUCAGUUGGCCAACUUCAUCAUAGUAGAGGUGCCGUAUUAUGAAUGGCUGGAGCUGAAGACCGAGUGGCAGAAACUGGCCUACCUAAAAGAUAAAAUGGGGAAGGCUGUGGCUGAAGACAUGGCCAAGUGAUCUUGGCGACAUUUGCAGGCUCAGAGCUCUACCCAAUCAAAUGGGACCACAGGGAAUACACACAUCCACCCACGUUCACACACCGAAUGGAGCAGCAUCGCAAAGACAGAAAAAAAAAAAACCUAAACAAAACAUAUUUUCACUCUGGUUCCCUUGGCAACAUGUGGGGCUUUCCCUGUUUCCAUGGUGAUGACAAGUAAGACUUCUGGAGACAGAAAUAAGCAGAACAGUGAGAUGAAAUGAUCAGAGAAUAAGUCGCUGCAUCUGUGGGUGACUCGUCGGAAGAGAAGAGCUGGUGUGGGCAGUUGUUUCCAAAUUAUGCUUGAUAUUGAGAUUUGAAUAAAUAUAAGUAACUUAUGUCAAUAUGUGUCAGCUUAAAAUGUAAUAAACAGAUUUAUUGUCAUUUUUUUCCCUCUGUAUUUUGAUUCUGAUUUGGGUGGGGAGGGGGUUAUACCUUAGUGAUAUUCAAACAGAUGGCUGUUUCUGAGUGUUUCAGUUGUUUAUUAAGUUUUUCUUUUUCAUUAAAUGAGCUUUGAUUUGUAGAAGGAUCCAAGAAUCUUCAA
Cololabis saira (Pacific saury) is the source of this 2598-nucleotide messenger RNA. It is a transcript of the gene fastkd4, whose product is annotated as transforming growth factor beta regulator 4. Gene Ontology annotation, biological process: mitochondrial RNA processing; regulation of mitochondrial mRNA stability. Gene Ontology annotation, cellular component: ribonucleoprotein granule; mitochondrial matrix. The transcript has 11 exons. The record is from RefSeq and is a predicted model, not a curated record. Bases 137 to 2035 code for a protein of 632 amino acids. Gene Ontology annotation, molecular function: RNA binding. NCBI's taxonomy places the organism in Eukaryota, Metazoa, Chordata, Actinopteri, Beloniformes, Belonidae.